AGGACCGGAAACCGUCCGCAUCGGAACCGGUGGAAGUUCUUCCCGCACGAUGGAGAGACUCGCCUACAACUCCCUCGUCUCACUAUCACACCCGUGGAUCUCCGUCCCCCUGUCGUUGGGCCGGUGGUGGUGAUUUUCGCCGGCCGUUUUCCGGCGUAUAGAAUUAGGCCCAGAUCUGAGAGGAUAAGUUUUUUCACCGGUCAUGGUAGAUCAGUUGGUGGCUGGCACACUACAUCGGUUGAAUCAGGGUUACCGGUAUCUGUGGAAUCCGGUAACCCGAAAGAUCCAAAAAGAGGAAACUCUAGGGAGGCAAGUGCGUCGCCGAACGGUAAUUCUCAUCCCCAAACAGACUUUGUAAACCCUUGUGAUCAACUUCAGUUGAAUGACCAACAUGGUAAGAGCAGUGGUGAUGGAGUCGGUACGGCAGGCGACCAGAGGCUUGAGAAAGCAGUUUCGUUGGGAUCUUCACUUGAUUGGAAACCGCUUAAGUGGAUACGUUCUGGGAGCUUGACUUCAAGAGGUUCUGGUUUUAGUCAUUUAAGUAGUUGUAAGGUUAUUGGGGUGGACCCGCUUGAUACCAAGAUGGAGGUUCAACCGGGUGCUGUCACUCUUCUUCAGUCGCCUUCUGGGGAUGCUUCCACUUGUGCGACACCUAAUACUCCAGACGAAGCUAACUCGCGCAAAAAACCCCGUCUUGGAUGGGGCGAGGGCCUGGCUAAGUAUGAGAAGAAGAAGGUUGACCCUGAUGAUAUCGUUGAUAAAGAGAAUGGAUCUAGAAAUGAAAUGGUUAAUGGUGUCAGCAGCUCAGAAUCUUUGCUUCCUACAUCUUCUAGUUUUCCUGGUAAAAGCCCGAGCCUUACUGGUAACUCAGAAAGUGCAUCUCCUGUCACGUCUUGCUCGUUUGCUUGCAGUUUGUCUCCGGGUCUAGAAGAGAAGACAGAGAAGGCAUCUAUUGUGGAAACUACAGUGGAUAAUGAUACUUGUAAUCCCGGUGUUGCUUUGUCUCAGAAUCUCACACAUGGAUUAACAUUCAAUCUGGAAAAUUUCGAUCUUGCUGAAGACUUUAACUUGAGCUCUUCACUCGAUCAACUCCUGCAGACCGAUGCCAUAACUCCAGGGUCCGGUUUUGCUAUGGAGAAGUUGCAGGUAUGGAAAGCAGAUAUUUCAAGAACAAUUGAAAUCGCAGAAUCUGAAAUUGAUUCCCUUGAGCAUGAAUUGAAGUCGUUGAUAUCUGAUGAAGGUUCAUGUUUUGUUCCGGUUAUAAAACGGUGCAACAAUAGUAAUACUGUGGAUUUAAGAAACAAAUCUUCAGUAGAUAUUCCGAAAGCUGAACACUUUAAAGAUCACAAUUGCAGGGAUGGUAGUCAGGUCUCAACAGGCAGUAUUUGUACAGUUUCGGUUGGUAGUGCUGUAUAUUUAGGUAGAGAUGGUAAGUUAUAUGAUUCGAUAUUGGCCACAAACAAAGUUAUAGCAAGUAGAACAUCCGAUGAGCUUAGUAAGUUAUUACCAAAAACAAAUUCGUGUACUGAUAUAGUGAGAUCUACGUCUACCGAUGAUUCACUGAUUAAGAAAAGAAUCUCUAUGAGGAAGCGUUUCUUAAAGUUCAAAGAACGGGCCAUCACUCUUAAGUUUAAAGCAUUUCAGUAUUCCUGGAAGGAAUCUCUCCGCUUGCUCUCCGUAAGAUCCGGUGCAAAGUCGCAGAAGAAGUUUGAAUCGAGCUCUCGCUUGGGAUAUAUCGAUUCUCAAAAGCACCGUAUAUCUAACCAUUCUCGUUCGUCUACUCCUGGUGGAUGUUUGCGUCUGGUUCCAACGAAAGAGGUAGUUGAGUAUGUGAACAAGCUGCUUUUAGAUUCACGUGUCAAGACCUACAGGAACGUACAGAAGAUGCCGACGUUUAUAUUAAACAAGAGGGAACGAAUGGGCUCUAGGUUUAUUUCGGACAAUGGAUUAGUGGAGGACCCUAUUGAUGUUGAAAAGCAAAGGGCCGUUGUCAAUCUAUGGACCGAAGAAGAUAAACAAAUGUUCUUAGAUAAUUAUGCUUUGUUUGGCAAAAACUUCAAAAAGAUUGCUUCUUUUUUUCAACACAAAACAGUUGCUGACUGUGUUGAGUUCUAUUACAAGAAUCACAAGUCUGAGAGUUUCCAAAAAACAAAGAAGAAUUCAAAAUUUGCGAAAGGGAAGUCGUGUGAUAUUAAUACUAACAGUACGUAUUUGGUGACUCAUGGGAAAAGACCAAAUCGGGAAACGGGGGCCACUUCUCUCGACAUGCUCGGUGCUGCUUCAGCAAUGGUUGCUAAUGUGAAUGAACGGUCGAAUGAUUUUACUAUCUAUUGUAACGAGCAGGAAACCGUUGCAGCCGAUGUGUUGGCUGGGAUUUGCGGGUCGAUAUCAUCAGAAGCUUUGGGUUCUUGCAUUACCAGUUCAGUUGACCACCCGAAAUUGGGUCGUUCUUCGCUAAACGAUGUUGAUGAGGAGACUUGUUCGGAUGACAGUUGUGGGGAAGAUACGAAUAUGAAUUCUUCUAUUUGGACAGACGAAGAGAGGUCUAGUUUCAUAAAAGCAGUGAAAUCUUACGGUAAGGAUUUUUCAAUGAUCUCACGAUGCCUGGGAACAAGAUCAAGUGACCAGUGCAAAGCGUUUUUUAGCAAGGUUAAGAAACGUUUUGGGUUGGAUGCGAUGAAUCGCGGGGUUGGCGGUGAAGGUACAACAGGACCCGAUCUAGGUGGUGGUGAUCAAGAUGAUACUUUGAUGGUGGACAGUGGGUCCGGUAUCUCUAAUGAUAAGUCGUCAAUGGAAUGUAAGAUGGAUGCUGAAGACCUGCACUCGUCUGAUCUCAGAGAAGAACAUGCUGAAUCUGACCGAAAUGCAGCCCCUGGCUGCACGGAAUCCGAGCUUGUGAUCGAGGAUAAGGUUGAAGGUAAUUUGGAAGGAGCCGCUGACAGCGAAGCUGCCAACUUGGAGGAAUCCGUACAAAAUACGUGUUCCGAUUCCGCAUCAGGUGCCAAGGUUGAAGAACAUGAAACAGUUGCCAAGACUUGUCCAUCUGAGGACCUCAAUUCUGUUUCGUUUUACUCGAGAGGUAGUAGUUUGAAUUUAACGAUUGAUCACGGAAGCACGUUGGACUUAAACACAGCUUCAGAAAACGUCACUUGUCAGGAAACAGGUAACGGCUUUGUCAUGUCAAACCUGUUUCCGCAAGAUCCUAUUCCGCAGAGGAAGACUGUUAGCUGCCAGGAUGACGUAUCAUCUAGACUCACUUUCCGGAGAAGUGGUCAAAGAUCUUCGAGUAUAGACGGUUAUCAAUUGAAUCUUCACAAACGCUCUCUAAGUUCUAACGAACCACAAAGCAACCUCAAGUUGGACGAGAGUCUUUUACUGCCGAUAGAUGGCUGUAUACAAAUGGGCACUGAUUUGACACCUGUGUCUCAACAACAGAGACGAAGUUCGUCUUUAGAAAUUGAAAAGACGAAUAAAAGUGGUGAUGUGAAACUGUUCGGUCAGAUUAUUACUAAUCACUCGUUGCCGAAGUCAAACGGUAGUGCGCAAGAGAACAAAAAACCAGAUGCUGGAAAGUCGUAUAACUUGAAAUUUGAUCAGAGUAAUACCAAAGAGUAUUCAAACGAUCUUCAGUUGAAAAGAAAUUAUGGGUUUUGGGAGGGGAACAGAAUACAAACAGGGUACUCUUCUUUGCCGGGCUCCGCUAUGUUGCUGGCGAAAUAUCCUGCUGCGUUUAGUAACGUUUCUACGUUACCCAAGUUAGAUCAGCAUCAGCAUAAUCGAGGUCCCGGUUACCAUGCGUACAGUCAGCCUUUUACAGUAGAUAAGUUGUUACCUGAGAUGCCAAGAAGGAAAGAGUUUGAAGCUUUAUCUACCAGUGUAGGGGGGAUGAACGUGGUCGGUGGGGCUUGUAAUGGAGUUUCGGAUCCGGUUGCAGCCAUUAGAAUGCACUAUGCGAAAACCGAACAGUACAAGAACGGUGGAGCGGAGUCAUGGAGAAGCAAUGUUAGUGAUAUCGGAAGCAGAUGAGAUAGACGACGACUUGAAUGAUGGUAACUUUGACCUUUUCUUUUUAUCACCUCUGUGUAAUAUAUGUUAUUUGUAAGGAGUUGAGCAGCAGUAGGACAUGAUGGCUCUCGUAUACUAUCGCCGUCUGUUUUGGUUAAGGUUAAUUUAGGUUGUUUUGUAAUAUUUGGAGUUUUUUUUUCUUCUUUCUUUUUUUGUUGUUUUUGUCAAAUGCACAAAAUAAUUAUGUUAAGUUAGGAAGCCAGGCCAGAUGUUUAUUUUUGUUUAUCUUUCUUUCUAAAUCAAUAGCUUAAAGCAUUGUAUUUGAUUAAUGAUUGUUGUGAUUUGAGCAAUGAAAGUGAUGGUUGUUUGA
Molecule: messenger RNA, 4375 nt
Organism: Helianthus annuus (common sunflower)
Lineage: Eukaryota; Viridiplantae; Streptophyta; Magnoliopsida; Asterales; Asteraceae
Exons: 5
Source: RefSeq, a predicted model, not a curated record